UGAUAGACGUCUUCCACGAUGAUACCAAGGCCUAAUUCCUUCAAAGAGAAGACAUCAUCAAUGAUAGACUUGGUGUCUUACAGUUGAGGGCUUGAAAACUCCUAAAAGUUGUUCCCAUGUGGACUUUACCUCCACCAGGAUGUGACAAGUGGCAGCAGGAUGGCACUGGGGCACACAGUUCAACUCAAGAUAUCUAUUGAAAUCGAGACUCCUACCCAGAUAUCUUUAGUGGAUGAAGCAUCAGGAGAGGUUUUUAUUUCAGGGCAAUAAUGGAACUAUCUUGUACACAGGAGACUUCAGAUUGGUGCAAGGAGAAGCUGCUAGAAUGGAGCUUCUGCACUCCGGGGGCAGAGUCAAAGACAUCCAAAGUGCAUAUUUAGAUACUAUGUUGUGUGAUCCAAGAUUUUACCAAAUUCCAAGUUGGGAGGAGUGUUUAAGUGGAGUCUUAGAGCUGGGUCAAAGCUGGAUCACUCGGAGCCUGUACCAUGUUGUGUGGCUGAACUGCAAAGCAGCUUAUGGCUAUGAAUAUUUGUUCACCAACCUUAGUGAAGAAUUAGGAGUCCAGCUCACGUUUCCUCCCCCUCCUCGCCUGCUAAAUAACUGCAAACAGGGACAGAUGGAAGCACCCUAUCAAGACGUGUCUGCAGCAGAGGUUGGCGGGCCCUCUGAAGGAAUAUAUCAUCUUAGUUCAGUCACAUCCUCCAAGGAGAAAAUUGACAGAAGCCCAAAUGGCUUACAAGAGCCUUCAGUGAAAUGCCCCAUAGACAAAGUAUUUUUCCCAAACUUUGGGUCAUGAAAUAAAUUUAGCGAUUGUGACCAGCAUUGAAAAUAAAUUUGAACAAGGAGAUAUGG
Gorilla gorilla gorilla (western lowland gorilla) is the source of this 852-nucleotide messenger RNA. RefSeq names its product protein artemis. NCBI's taxonomy places the organism in Eukaryota, Metazoa, Chordata, Mammalia, Primates, Hominidae. The transcript has 7 exons. Gene Ontology annotation, biological process: telomere maintenance; interstrand cross-link repair; double-strand break repair via nonhomologous end joining. Gene Ontology annotation, molecular function: 5'-3' DNA exonuclease activity; damaged DNA binding. The record is from RefSeq and is a predicted model, not a curated record. Bases 233 to 796 code for a protein of 187 amino acids.